AAACGGGCCACAUGAAUUGACUCAGGAGGCCUCACUUUCUUGACCCCUUGAUGAUAAUAAAUAAUAAUAACAAAAUUAGUGGCAAAUAUAAAUCCAAAGAAUAGAAAAAGAAUUCAUUACCAUACAUGUGCACAUUACUACAUAUACAUACAUAAAAAUUAGUUGUGGAAUCAUGUUUUGUGCUGCUUAGCUUCUUCUUCAUCUCUUCUCUCUCACUUGCAUCAUAAAGACUCACACCCUGCUGAGUUUCUUGAUGUAAGUAUAUUAUAUUAUAUACACAAAGCUUCUUAGGAUCAGAACUGCCUCUCUUUCUUGAUUUUUCAUAAUGGUUGUAGUUUCACAAGAAGCCAUCAAUCAGUUUCAAUCACUCAUGGAUAAAGUUGAGGAACCCCUGCAAAAAACAUUCCAGAAUGUUCACCAGGGACAUCCAACCGAAGCUAUGGAGCGUUUCCUUAAAGCAAGAGAGGGAAAUGUUUCCAAGGGCCACAAGAUGUUAGUGGAUUGCUUGAAUUGGAGGGUGGAAAACAAGAUUGAUGAUAUAUUGGCGAAACCUAUAGUUCCAACUGAUUUCUACAGAGCAGUGCGUGAUUCACAGCUUAUCGGAUUAUCUGGUUACACCAGAGAGGGCCUUCCUGUCUUUGCUAUUGGUGCAGGCCUAAGCACAUUUGACAAAGCAUCUGUUCACUACUAUGUGCAAUCACACAUUCAGAUGAAUGAAUAUCGAGACCGCGUAGUUUUUCCUACUGCAACAAAGAAAUUUGGGAAACAUAUUAGCAAGUGUGUGAAGGUAUUGGACAUGACUGGCUUGAAGAUGUCACACUUGAGUCUAAUAAAGCUACUAACUAUUAUUUCUGGAAUCGAUGACCUGAAUUACCCAGAGAAGACAGUUACAUAUUACAUUGUAAAUGUACCAUAUAUAUUCUCAGCUUGUUGGAAGGUUGUCAAGCCACUCUUGCAGGAGCGGACAAGGAACAAGGUUCAGGUGCUUUCAGGUCGUGGACGAGAUGAACUUCUAAAAAUAAUGGAGUAUUCAUCCCUUCCGCACUUCUGCCUUGAAGGCUCUGGAUCUGCAAGACAUGCUGAAAAGUGCUUUUCCUUGGAUCAUCCUUUUCAUCAACAAUUGUACAACUAUAUCAAGCAGCAAUCCUUUCUCCUGGACCCCGUCACACCAAUAAGACAGGGAUCUGUUCAUGUGGAUUUCCCAGAGAUGGGGUUGGAAGGAACCAAGGUUGCCAAAACCUUAGAAUCGGAACUACAAAAGUUUCGGAGUCAGGAUGGGUUUCCUAAAUCAUUAGACAAACAAAAGAGCGGUAUUGACAUAAAUUAGGCACCUCAUUUUCUUGCUAAACUGGGUGGUAAAUCCUGAGCCUGCUGCCAUCACUUUGUCGACACCUUUACAAGUGGUAUUGCGGUUAUGUUGCUCCAACUGUUCUUACCAUCAUACUGAGUAAUGUUACUACAUGUGAUGUUCUUGAUCACAUUUUAUCAAUUGUAAAAGGCUGAUUCUAUGCUGUAAGAGGGUAAUUUAUAUGUAAGCCCUGUUGUAUGAAGCUAGUAACUAUUAUAUAUUUCUAAUUCUAUACUAUACAUGGAA
Messenger RNA from Daucus carota subsp. sativus, 1594 nucleotides. Its product is annotated as phosphatidylinositol/phosphatidylcholine transfer protein SFH11. Lineage: Eukaryota; Viridiplantae; Streptophyta; Magnoliopsida; Apiales; Apiaceae. Bases 326 to 1327 code for a protein of 333 amino acids. The record is from RefSeq and is a predicted model, not a curated record. The transcript is spliced from 11 exons.